CUUUCAGUGACUUUAGAGUGUAAAAGGCUCGAAGUGUCUUCAAUAAAAGCUUAAGAAUACACAUUUGAAUUUAUUAGUGGGUUUAACAGAUCGCAUCCGUUUGUCACAAGUAUUUCGUUCUUAGUUCACAGUUACCAGACAGACGACGGUUACGUUUAUCCCUCUUUUUUAAAUAUAAAGCAAUUGAAAUUCGAAGUUUUUAUGGUCACCCUGCCGGUCGCUCGACAUACAUAUGAAGCCGCUUGAUUUAUGUUAUCUGGAAUCACGCUCUCUCUGUGGGAGACAGCGGCUUGGCUCACAACUCGAUUGUUCAGUCAUAACACCAACUUGAUUGGCGUCUGCCAUUCAGUGCGCUCAGCUUCAACUGUUCGACCUGCAUAUACACAAGUAUUCUAAGCAUUCCGAGCACUCGGACUGAUUUUGUGAAAGCGUCUAGCUACAUAGCCAUGGGAUUUUAUUUAGUGCGAGGCACGUUAUUAGCCGUUGUUGUUGUUUGUUCGGUGACAUUGAGCGUAGCAGCAGCCCAGCGGCAAGGAGACUGUUCGUCGCUCACCCGGAAUGGACGAGUCUUGGGACAAUGUAUUCCUGUACGAGAUUGCGAAUACUUUAUGGGGAUACUCACCGUUACACCUGUGUCACAGUCGGAUAGAAAUCUCCUGCGUGACAAUCAAUGCAAUCGACAGCAAAAUGGGAAUGUUAACGUGUGUUGUCCAAUACUUGAUAUGGAUGGCGUAGGGCAAGCGAAUAGAGAUAGCUUGGGCGCUUUGACACAUCCAUUACUGCCGCAUGAAUGUGGCGGGGUCAAAUGGCAGCGCUCCAAUGAUACGGAAGCAAAAAUUAAUGAGUAUCCGUGGCUGGCGCUGAUUGAAUACACGAAACCAAGUCAAGAGAAACUUCACGCUUGUGGCGGUGUUCUGAUCAGCGAACGCUAUGUGCUUACGGCGGCUCAUUGUGCGUCUGGUUCAGCGAUAAGCAGUGAAGGCUGGCGAGUGCGUGCAGUACGGUUGGGCGAAUGGGAUACGUUGACAAAUCCCGAUUGUCAGGUCAGUCAUGCGCCUGAGAAAACGGAAUGUGCUCCUCCCUAUCAGGAUGUGCUCGUCGAAGAGAUCAUUGUGCACCAAAAUUAUAGCAUGGACGCCGGAAGUCAAACGAAUGACAUUGCAAUGAUACGCUUGAAGGAUGUUGCGCAGAUCAACAACUACGUGCAGCCUAUAUGCUUGCCUAACAAGCAAUUGCGUGCCGAUGAGCUGGAGGAUUUAGUUACAGAAGUGGGCGGUUGGCAGGCCAAGUCCAGCUCGCGCUUAAAAAAGAGUGAAGUUAUCAUCGAAUCGAUCGAAAAUUGUCAGAGACAAUAUGCCGCCCAGAAUAUACAUAUUAUGGCUUCCCAAUUGUGUGGGUCGGCCAAAAGCAAUGAGUGCCACGGCAACUCCGGCGGCCCACUUAUGUUAUUAAAGAAUAACGUUUAUCUUCUCGGCGGCCUGUUGUCCUUCGGCCCUGUACCAUGUCCAAGUACUGGCUGGCCAGAUAUCUAUACGCGUGUGGCCUCAUACAUUGAUUGGAUACAUAGCAAUCUCAAGGCAUAACAAAUUGCGUUUUAUAGUUGACUUGUGUAAUGAUUUUGGCUAAUGAUAUAAACAUUUCUUUGGAACAUAACAAAAUUUCUUU
This is a messenger RNA of Drosophila hydei, 1665 nucleotides long. RefSeq names its product serine protease easter. The record is from RefSeq and is a predicted model, not a curated record. Gene Ontology annotation, molecular function: serine-type endopeptidase activity. Bases 447 to 1583 code for a protein of 378 amino acids. Gene Ontology annotation, biological process: proteolysis. NCBI's taxonomy places the organism in Eukaryota, Metazoa, Arthropoda, Insecta, Diptera, Drosophilidae. The transcript is spliced from 6 exons.